AUGGAACCAACCCAAAGUGGCGUUGUAGCUGAUACUGAGAAGUCGUUAUAUCGUAAUGAUAAAAUAAAACAGCAAAGUGAUUUGCUUUAUGAUUCUUGUUUGCCAGCGGGAGCUGUAGCAGAGGCAUUUAGUAACCUACGAUUGGAAGGUAGCAAAUUUUCUCAAGAAACGUCUCCUGAAGAGGAUCAUAGUAAUUCCACUGACGACACUGCAUUCGUACAAUCAUCUAAUGAUGAUAUAGAGGAUAUGGGCCGCAGUCUUUUUCACGCGGCAAUGCACUUGCGUAGUCAAAUUUUAAGUUUAACAAAUCGUAUGCAAUGGCCUCCAAGUUCCAACGAACUAAGGAAGCCACCAAACAUUCCACCCGACUUGUUUAACUUUCUAGCUUGGGUAGUAAACGGGGACGAUGGCUCUAAUGAAGCUAUUUCUAGCAGAAACAGAGUAAGAAUCAAGUCUCAAAGAGCAGAACGCUAUGUCACCUCUAUUGCUGAAGACCUAAUUCAUUGUGCUACUAACGGUAAAGUGAAAACACCAAAGCACGUCUAUUUGCCGAUGACUGUUCGAAACCUAACCAGUAACGUGCAGAUUGUGUCGUUACUCAAUCGAUUUGGCCACGGUUUGUCCAAUAGUCAAAUGCAAGAGAUCGAUACGGCAAUAGCUGAACAACGACUGCAGGCCGACAGUAGUGAAUAUAGAAGAUACCCGUGGUUGCAUUAUCAAGAAGCAGAUGACAAAGUCUUCUGCUUCUACUGCCAGGUGGCGGAGAAGAAGGACUUAGGCUCAGUUGCUCUGCGCGCUGGGAACUUGGACGAUAAAUUCGUGAGAACUGGCUUUACAGACUGGAAGAAAGCACUCACUAAAUUUGAAAAACAUCAGAAAUCAGUCUUUCAUCGUGAUGCUAUGGAUAUGGUGGUUGGCAAGGAACAGAAUGUUGGGCAAAUGCUAGGGAAAGGUUAUGCAGAAGAAAUGGUUGAGAAUAGGAAUAUGUUACAGAUAAUUAUUAGUUGCAUUCGAUACCUUGCUCGGCAAGGUCUCGCCAUGCGUGGUCGGUCUAAACCUGAAGGUAGUGUCGCUCUUGAAAGGGAUUCCAACUUAAUGCAACUCCUCAUUAUGCGUGCUGAAGACAAUCCGAGGCUCUGGAAAUGGUUAGACAAAUGCCAGGCCAAGUUCACAAGCCCCUGUAUACAAAAUGAAAUUCUCAGUAUCAUGGCAUUAAUGAUUCUGAGAGAUGUUGUUAGGAAGGUAUCGGGAAAGUGGUACACUAUCAUGGUAGAUGAAACUACAGAUUUGUCCAAUACUGAACAAAUGGUCUUCUGUCUUCGAUACGUAGAUGAUGAUCUGGAAGUCCAUGAGGAAGUAAUAGGGCUGUAUAGCUUAGACUCAACUUCUGCUGACUCUAUACUAGCAACAGUUCAAGAUAUCCUGUUACGCAUGAAUCUAAGGAUUGACCAUUGCCGAGGCCAGUGCUACGACGGCGCUAGUAACAUGGCAGGAGCGAAGUCAGGCGUUGCAAAAAGACUAAAUGAUCUAGAGCCCCGUGCGUUGUACACACACUGCUAUGGUCAUGCAUUAAACCUAGCGACUCAGGAUGUGUUGAAAGGUAUCAAGGUCAUGCGAAGUGCUCUGGAGACCGUACAUGAAAUUACUAAGUUGAUAAAAAAAUCACCCAAACGUGAAAGCAUCUUCAAGAAGUUUAAAGAUGUUGUCACUGCUGGCUCUCCAGGACUACGGAUUCUUUGUCCUACACGAUGGACGGUCAGGGCUGAGGCAUUAACGUCAAUAUCUGAAAACUACACUACACUUCAGAUGACUUGGGAUGUGGCAAAAGAAGCCACAAAGGAUACUGAGAUGAGAGCUAGAAUUGGAGGAAUCGCUUUGCAGAUGGACACAUUUGACUUCGUUUAUGGUGUUGAACUUGGAAGAAAGCUGCUGAACAUAGUGGACAACCUGUCCCGAUCCUUACAGAGUUCUACUAUUUCAGCAUGCGAAGGCCAAAAGCUAGUCAGUACUACAACAACAACUAUCCAGUCAAUGAGAUCUGAUGAGUGCUUUGAUAUAUUUUGGAAGUACGUUGAACGCAAAAGAUUGUCACUUCAAGUGCCAUCCCCUACCCUUCCACGACGUAGGAAAGUUCCAAGACAAUUCGAGGUAGAAGAAGGUGCAACAGUACAUCCAGUAGAAGUGAAGGAGAUCUAUCGAAGGGCUUACUUUGAGGCCAUUGACUUGAUUUUAGCAGCAGUCAAAGAUAGAUUUCAUCAGAAAGGAUUCAACAUGUUACAGAAAUUAGAGACAGUUGUAACUUCUCUUCAGAAAACCCCAGCAAUCGGAAGCACUGAAAGAGAUUGUCAAUUUUUAUGGUGA
Molecule: messenger RNA, 2361 nt
Organism: Corticium candelabrum
Lineage: Eukaryota; Metazoa; Porifera; Homoscleromorpha; Homosclerophorida; Plakinidae
Product: zinc finger MYM-type protein 1-like
Exons: 3
Coding region: 1-2361 (786 amino acids)
Source: RefSeq, a predicted model, not a curated record